Molecule: messenger RNA, 588 nt
Organism: Triticum turgidum subsp. durum (durum wheat)
Lineage: Eukaryota; Viridiplantae; Streptophyta; Magnoliopsida; Poales; Poaceae
Source: the annotation of a GenBank genome assembly
AUGGCCCGGCGCCCGUGCUUCUGCUACUUCGUUGCCCACAACCGCCGGCCUCCCGCGCCCAUCUCCUUGCUCAGACCGCCCCUCGCCGCGGCUGCACCCUGCAGGAGCUCCCGCUGGAACCCACUAUCUUCUGCCAAAGCUCCUCUGCUCCGCCCGUCCUUUGUCCCGCCUCCACCAGCGGACCGCCCCGACCUCGUCGUCAUCCAUGUGACCAAGACCAGGCCGCACCCCGCCUUCCACUGCCUCGCCAGUGACCUCCUCCGUACUGGAUCCAGCCUCAACGACCCAUCCCCGACCUCCAUGUUCGACUCCUCGCCGGAUCCAGAGGUCCUCGUCGUGCCCCUGCCUCGCUGCGUUCUGCACCGGAGUUCCCCUACCGACGCCUUUGUUCAGUCACCUCGCAAAGGGAGCGACCAGCAGCACAAGCCGCAUGGAGCCACAACCAAAACCUGCCUUGUUGACCAAGGCCCUAGUCAAGCCGUCAAGACCGGCAAGACCGACUACAUGAAACUUCCAAGUACCUCUACACACAAAUGCGUCGAGACCGCCCCGGAUAUCGACAAGUACACCACCAGCAAGACCACAUAG